AUACGGUGACAGACAGACAUCCUCCUUUCUCCCAACGUCACUCUCUCUCUCUGCAACGGGCAGAAGGCACAACGCACCAGAACCCUAAACCAUCUCAACUUCAACUUGCUUCUCUGUCUCCCCAAUUCAUUUCUUUUCCAAAUAAUAAAUAUUUUUAUUACUUCUUUUCUUAUUCUCACCUUCCAAUUUUCGGAGCAAUGUUGGAAUUUAUCAUAACAGAGGUUUUUCUUUUCGAGAUUCUGCUGUGAUUGCCGGUGAGGGAGAGAUUUCUUCUUUUACCGGCAACAAAAAGAGAGGACUGACGCGCAGACAAGGAUAAAAAAUGGCUAACUUGCAGUUGCAGAUGAAUCCUACAAUGGAACAAAUCCACGGAGAAAUUCGUGAUACCAUGCGUGCCCUUGCAAAUGGCUUCCAAAAGCUUGAUAAAAUCAAAGAUUCCAAUAGACAAAGUAAGCAGCUCGAGGAGCUUACGGAGAAGAUGAGGGAGUGUAAGAGGUUGAUUAAAGAAUUUGAUCGUGAAAUAAAAGACGAAGAUAGUAGGAAUCCUCCAGAGGUUAACAAGCAGCUAAAUGAUGAGAAGCAAUCCAUGAUCAAAGAGUUGAAUUCAUAUGUGGCAUUGAGGAAAACGUACUUGAGCACUCUUGGAAAUAAGAGGGUUGAACUUUUUGAUAUGGGGACUGGUCCAAGUGAGACGACAGCUGAUGACAAUGCUCAAGUGGCAUCAGAAAUGUCAAACCAGGAGCUUAUUCAUGCUGGAAUGAAGACUAUGGAUGAAACUGACCAAGCCAUUGAACGCUCAAAACAGGUUGUUCACCAAACUAUUGAAGUGGGAACGCAAACUGCUACUACUUUGAAGGGCCAAACUGAACAAAUGGGUCGCAUUGUCAAUGAACUGGAUACAAUCCAGUUCUCCAUCAAGAAGGCGUCGCAGCUUGUUAAGGAGAUUGGUAGGCAGGUGGCUACUGAUAAAUGCAUCAUGUUUUUUCUUUUUCUGAUUGUAUGCGGAGUUAUUGCCAUAAUUGUUGUGAAGAUCGUGAAUCCAAACAACAAAAGUAUAAGGGAUAUCCCUGGACUUGCUCCUCCUGCUCAAACGACAAGGAGAUUGCUGUAUGUAGAGCCUGCACAAUAUUUUUUGUAAAUCUGUUAUCUUGGAUAGGCUUCACUAUGCCAUCUAAUUUCAGUAUAAGGCUGCUGUAGACAUGCGCACUGCUGUUUGUGACAUCUUGUUUCUUUAUACCUGGUUCUUGAUUGAGCUGUGUGCAUAUUUGUAUUUUUCUGUGAUUUGUCGUCAUAUGGUCAGGAUGAUGUUAUUGUUCAUGUAAAACUUUCAGAGAUGAUAUGAUUUGUCAGAACAUGUUAAUGUACUUGAAUCA
Molecule: messenger RNA, 1373 nt
Organism: Sesamum indicum (sesame)
Lineage: Eukaryota; Viridiplantae; Streptophyta; Magnoliopsida; Lamiales; Pedaliaceae
Product: putative plant SNARE 13
Biological process (GO): vesicle fusion
Cellular component (GO): endoplasmic reticulum membrane; ER to Golgi transport vesicle membrane; late endosome membrane
Molecular function (GO): SNARE binding; SNAP receptor activity
Source: RefSeq, a predicted model, not a curated record